Cucurbita pepo subsp. pepo (vegetable marrow) is the source of this 771-nucleotide messenger RNA. Its product is annotated as small ribosomal subunit protein uS9-like. Lineage: Eukaryota; Viridiplantae; Streptophyta; Magnoliopsida; Cucurbitales; Cucurbitaceae. Gene Ontology annotation, molecular function: structural constituent of ribosome; RNA binding. The record is from RefSeq and is a predicted model, not a curated record. Gene Ontology annotation, cellular component: cytosolic small ribosomal subunit; ribosome. Gene Ontology annotation, biological process: translation; maturation of SSU-rRNA from tricistronic rRNA transcript (SSU-rRNA, 5.8S rRNA, LSU-rRNA).
AUUGCCCACUCUUAGAACUUCCUCUCUCUCAGAGCUCUAGGGUUUGUAGCAGGAGGCGAACCAGGUAAACCAUCUGAACUCGGAAAACAUGGCUGCUCCGAUUGAGUCGGUUCAGUGUUUCGGCCGGAAGAAGACGGCGGUGGCAGUGACAUACUGCAAGCGUGGUAGGGGUUUGAUUAAGAUCAAUGGAUGCCCAAUUGAACUCGUGGAGCCGGAGAUCCUCCGUUUUAAGGCUUAUGAGCCUAUCCUCCUCCUUGGACGACACAGGUUCUCUGGAGUCGACAUGCGUAUCAGAGUGAAGGGUGGAGGUCACACGUCGCAGAUUUACGCCAUCCGUCAGAGCAUUGCGAAGGCCUUGGUCGCGUUCUACCAGAAGUAUGUGGAUGAGCAGAGCAAGAAGGAAAUCAAGGACAUCUUGGUCAGGUAUGACAGGACUUUGCUCGUCGCUGAUCCCCGACGCUGCGAGCCCAAGAAGUUUGGUGGUCGUGGAGCUCGUGCGAGGUUCCAGAAAUCUUACCGUUGAAUUAAAUAUGCAUUUUGGAAUAGACUUCGCGAUGCUGGUUUUUUGUUUCGGUUCUUUUUUUUAUGCUUUUGAAUUUACAAUCCUUUUUUGUGUUUAACCCUUUUAUCUGUUCUCUCAUUAAUUAGAUUUUGUCUCAAUGGUUUAGACUCUUUUGCUAUUAUAUUAUUCGGCAUUGGAAUGCUGUUAGUUAAUUGGAAGCCUGGAUUUAGAAGAGCAGUAUGAAUGAAUGUCCUUUCUGUUCUUUCUAA